CAGAUCCCCGCCCAUCUACGUCAGUCUGCCAAGUGCGCAUGUGCAGUCUGCUCCACAGUACCGCACACCGGAGACACAACAACCGACCGUCCGGUAAAUAGAGACUGACAGGAGCCCGGGGAGAGUCGUGAGAGAGACCGGGUACAGAACACCGAGAGGCCGGGGAGAGAGCACCGAGAGACCGGCCACAGAGCAUCGAGAGACCGGGGACAGAGCACCGAGAGACCGGGGACAGAGUACCGAGAGACCGGGUCCCGCACAUCACACACCGGAGAGAUGCCCUCCCCCCGGUGAUCUCCCCCUGGAGGAGGGUCUCAGGUCCGGGUCCGGUUUGGAUGUGAUCCCGCGGCACCAUGCAGGCGCUGCCGCUGCAGUACGACUUCUUCAGCGAGGAGAACAGCUUCAAGUGGAGAGGCCUGUUAGUGCCCUCUCUGGAGAAGGUGCUCCACCAGGUGCAUCCUAACCUGGUGUCUCAGCUCGGGGCUCUUCAGUACAUCGAGGAGCUGAUCCUGCUGCUGCUGAGCACACUGUGUCAGGCCCAGCCCCGCAGCGUGCAGGACGUGGAGGAGCGUGUUCAGAAGAGCUUCCCUCACCCAAUCGAUAAGUGGGCGAUCGCUGAUGCUCAGGCUGCCAUCGAGAAGAGGAAGAGGAGGAACCCUCUGGCUCUUCCUGUGGAGAAGAUCCACCCCCUGCUGAGGGAGGUGCUGGGCUACAAGGUGGACCACCAGGUGUCGGUGUACCUGGUGGCCGUGCUGGAGUACAUCUCCGCUGACAUCUUGAAGCUGGCAGGGAACUACGUGAGGAACAUCCGCCACUACGAGAUCUGCCAGCAGGACAUCACUGUGGCCAUGUGUGCAGACAAGGUCCUGAUGGACAUGUUCCACCAGGACGAAGAGGACGUCAGUGUGUUUCCUCUGAUGGACGAGGAGCCGUCAGCCAAUGAGGAGCAGAGUUACUACGACCUGGUGAGGAGCUUCCUGUCCGACGGCCGGACCUUUGAGAGGACCCUGACCCUCCUGAUCAAAGUGUUCAGAGAGCCCUUCACCUGCAGUGAGGCGCUCUACUCUCAGCAGGACGUGGACAGCAUCUUCUCCAGGGUCCUGGAUGUUCACGAGGUGACGGUGAAGCUGCUGGGUCUCAUCGAAGACUCGGUGGAGAUGACGGACGAGGACAGCCCUCACCCCCUGGUGGGGAGCUGCUUCGAGGACCUGGCAGAGGUGAGGAGGGAGCUGCAGAACUGUAAGGCGAGGAAAGCGGCGGGUCCAGAUGGCAUCAGCUCGAGGCUCCUCAAAUCCUGUGUGGAUCAGCUGUGUGGGAUUGUGGAGCUUCUAUUCAACCUGAGCCUGAAGCAAGGGAGGGUACCACAACUGUGGAAGACGUCAUGUGUGGUACCUGUGCCAAAGACCCCUAGCCCCAAGGAAUGUAACUACUACCGGCCGGUGGCGCUGACAUAACAGCUGAUGAAGACCCUGGA
Molecule: messenger RNA, 1474 nt
Organism: Gymnodraco acuticeps
Lineage: Eukaryota; Metazoa; Chordata; Actinopteri; Perciformes; Bathydraconidae
Product: son of sevenless homolog 1-like
Exons: 7
Coding region: 354-1454 (366 amino acids)
Cellular component (GO): nucleosome
Molecular function (GO): protein heterodimerization activity; DNA binding; structural constituent of chromatin
Source: RefSeq, a predicted model, not a curated record